Molecule: messenger RNA, 3185 nt
Organism: Episyrphus balteatus (marmalade hoverfly)
Lineage: Eukaryota; Metazoa; Arthropoda; Insecta; Diptera; Syrphidae
Gene: l(3)neo38
Product: zinc finger protein 567
Exons: 5
Coding region: 842-2149 (435 amino acids)
Biological process (GO): regulation of transcription by RNA polymerase II
Cellular component (GO): nucleus
Molecular function (GO): RNA polymerase II cis-regulatory region sequence-specific DNA binding; DNA-binding transcription factor activity, RNA polymerase II-specific
Source: RefSeq, a predicted model, not a curated record
UUCAUAGUGAAAAGAUUUUCAAGUGAAAAUUUUUAAACCAAUUUUCCUGUUUUUCUUCGGUGUUGUGUUUCCAUUUUUAAUGCUUGUCAUGUCUCCGUAUCCGUAUCCGUGUGUGUGCGCGCAUGAAAAUUACGAGUUUCUAAUGGUAUUGUGAGUGCAACAUAAAACACAAACAUACCCGGCGCUGUAUAGAACUCCUACAACAUAACCUAAUACACAAACACAUACACAAAACCCAUACAAAUACCAAUAAAAACGCAUACAAUAUCCCCCUCUGGAAAAUAGAGAGGAAAAUCUAAAACAUACAUCAACACUCUUCUAUACACUAUCGUAAAAAAAAAAAAAAAAAACAAUAAAGGGCAUAGGAAAGGAAAAUUAUAAUUUCAACCCUCCUCAUCACGUCAUCCGUUAUAUUCCCGUUAGUAUAGUGCUGUCGUGCGGGUAGUGUGGCGAUAAAGCCGAGAGACCUCUCGUUAGAUUCACGGCCUUUACCAUAUUUCUUGCCUUGUGUUUUUCCUUCUUUUUUGCUUCUUUGCACAAAAAAAACACACAUAGUCAUCAUCCAGCGCCAUCUAGCCAUCCAUCCGGCUGCCUGUUUGUCGUCAUUCUUUACCGUUUCGUUACCAUUAGGAGUUGUGGGCUUUUUGGUCGUAGUAGUGCACCAGAGUGAGUGCGGGUGAGUGAGAGUGAAUACCCUUAUUCAAUUGAAGGGGUGGCAACCAUCAUCAUCGUUAUAAAGGAGACUACUUUCGCUACAACCGGGAUACAUUAAACAUUAUUUUCUGCCGGAGAAUCGGUGGAGAUUUUUCCAACCAAACAAAAAAAAAAAAAAAACGGUAAAAUGAUGAAUUUUUCGGCAUUUGGGGGCCCAUUCUCGGGCAUCCAUCAAUUUGCGGCAAAAUUUGGCCACGACACACAAACGCCGGGAGCUUUUUCAACGCCGGGUGUAAAUGGUAGCAACGCCAACGACAAUCAUGCUGCACAACGUUACCAGACGAACGGCAAUCAUUUCAAUCAAAAUGCACCCUCAGCCAAUAAUAUGCAAUACGGACAGAAUAUCUCGAUACCAUAUACUCAACCGCAAGGUGAUUUGAAUUUCCUUAAUUCGUCCGAUCAUAAAGGAAAAAUUCAUCCAAAAAUCGAACGGGACCGCGAAGAAGUGAUUAAUCAACAAAUUCUACAAAAUGUCAACCAAUCUUGGCAAACACUUGCAAAUACAGCGAAUACUGUUGAUUAUUCAUCUCAUUUGCUGUCAGCAACACUGCCAAUAUCAAUACAACACUUCCUUAAAUACUCCGAAACAAUAAAAAAAGAAUCUUCAGGAAUAGUCGGCUCACAAAUUAACUCAGGAAAUUUAAAUUUAGGAAAUCUAGAUACCGCAUCCGGUUUCAAUAUCAAGGGUGAGGUCUUAAAGAACGGUGCCAAUUUGAGCCUAGCACUCGGUGGUAUACACACUCCAAACAAUACAAAUAAUACCAAUCACAACAAUCAUAAUGGAGGAGGAAUUGUUGGAAUGGACGGCCACCUUACCAAUCUCUCAGAAACAGGAGUUCCAACUACGACAACAGCACCAGCUACUGCUAAUACAACUACAACCACAACACCUGGUACAACGACAACUGGCAAGAAAACCAAGAAAAAGAAGCCACCAAAGGAGAAGAAACCUAGACCGAAACCAGGUGAGAUUCGUGAAACAAAAGCUCUGGAUGGUUCGACGUUAUAUUGUUGUCCGGAAUGUCAAAUGGCAUAUCCCGAUCGAAGUUUAAUUGAACAACAUGUAAUAUCACAUGCUGUUGAGCGAAGAUUUGUGUGCGAUAUAUGUAAUGCAGCGUUAAAGCGAAAGGAUCACUUGACCAGGCACAAGUUGUCGCAUAUACCAGACCGGCCACAUGUGUGCAAUAUUUGCAUGAAAUCAUUUAAACGCAAGGAACAAUUAACCUUGCACAUCGUGAUUCAUUCCGGCGAGAAAAAGCAUGUUUGCAUAGAAUGUGGCAAAGGUUUCUAUCGCAAAGAUCACUUACGAAAGCACACGCGUUCGCACAUCGCUAGACGUGUUAAGUCCGAGGUUUCCGCUCAAAAUGUGAAUGGCAGCAACAACAACACCAACAACAAUAACAAUAACCAGAAUAGUACGCUACACGGUUCCUGAGGGUCGUACAAGGACUUUUGGUAGAUUUCUAUAAAUUUCAUUCGCAAAGUCUGUUAAUACCUUAUCUCAAAAUGAUUGUUAUAUAAAUUCAAUUAAUUGAUUUUAUAUAUCAAACAUAAUUGAUGAUGAGAUUUAACUUGACGAAAGAAAUUUAUUGAUAUUCUAUCAUUGGUCCUGCUGAGCGCCAACAAUUUUUUUUUUUGUUUAAAAAGAAAAUUUAUUAUUUUAAAGCUCCAUAUACAUAAAUAUAAAUUAUAUAUACAUUUGUAUGUAUUUUGUAUGUAUUUGUAUAUAUUAAGAUUUUUUUUUAAUUUAAAUUUUUAUUAAUGUACUGAUAUUGAUAUCAAAUUUCAUUAUAAUGAUACAAGUAUUUUGAUAUACAAAUUAUAUAUAAUUUUGUUUCUUCAAGUACUGAAAUGGCUGAAUAUCUGUGUAAUGAUGAAUUAGGUGUGAGUUUAGAUAAAAGGUAAAAAUUAUAAAUUUUUAUUUUCAAACAAAAUUUCUUUAAGUUGCAAUAUUUGUUUAUUUUAAUUUCAAUUUGUUAUAUAUAUUUUUUUGUAAUUGAUGUUUAAUUUAUAAGUUAAGUAGGGGUAUACAAAAAAAAAUCUUACAUUUGUAUAUUGCAAUAAAAAAAAAUUAAUUAAAAUAAUCGCACAAGUUACAUUUUACAAAAAUAAAGAAAGCAAAAAAAGCAAACAAAUCUUAAUGUACAAUUUUAUGUAAAAAUUGUUAACUAAAUUGUCUUCAAAAUAUACACCAUAGAAAGUGGAUAAAGAAUAAAACAGCAAUUAAAAUGUACAAAAUAAUAUAUUAAACGAGAAAACAAAAAUCAAAUGCAAUUCUCUAAUAUAUUUAAAAAGAAACCUACUUUUUCUUAUGAAAAAAAUAAGAAACAAAAAUUAAAAAGAAAACAAAAUACAAAACAAAUGAUCACUGUGAUCCUACUUUGUAACAAUUACUGCAAUUUAGUGUAAGAGCUUUUUUUUAUUUAGUUUUUAUAAAGAAAUAUUUUAUUUACUAAUUUUUUAUUUUAAAA